Caretta caretta (loggerhead turtle) is the source of this 4995-nucleotide messenger RNA. RefSeq names its product origin recognition complex subunit 6 (gene ORC6). The record is from RefSeq and is a predicted model, not a curated record. Gene Ontology annotation, biological process: DNA replication initiation; DNA replication. NCBI's taxonomy places the organism in Eukaryota, Metazoa, Chordata, Testudines, Cheloniidae. Gene Ontology annotation, cellular component: nuclear origin of replication recognition complex. Gene Ontology annotation, molecular function: DNA binding.
CAGCCCCAGCGCCUCGGCGGGGCCGGAUGGGACCCGUCCCCGGAGCCGCCGGGAUGUCCUAGACGGGAGUGGGGGCUCGGGGCCCAUUUCCCUGGGGCCCGGAUCCGGCCGCUCGCAGUGGUCUCCUGCCCCCUCGCGCCCCGUGGGCAUGAGGGGUGGGUUCGCGCCCCGGCGGUGGCGGCGUUGUGAUGGUGGGUGGCAGGAUCCCUGUGUGACGGGCAGCACCUUGGGUCCGACGGGAGCCAUGCGAGCAUCUCUUUGCUGUUAAAUAAUAGAGGGGAUGAUCGCCCGGAGCGUUUACACUGUAAUUAGGCUUGGCAGAAUUCGAUUUGUAGUUAUCGCUUCAGCAAUCGCUGGUUUAUUUAUACGCAUUUUUUUUAUCAGUUCAGAUUGUCUCAAUUGCAGAAAAUUAUGGGUUUUUAAUUUUGUUUUAGAUUAUUUAAAUUUUCACAGUUGCAGGAAAUUAUGCUGGGGUCAGACAAACAAUGGCAGUAGAAGUUGAUUCAAAAACUUAAAGCUUGGUAACCAUUGAAACACAAAUUGUCAGCAUCACAGGUCAAAAUAUACGAAGUAAUCUUCUUAAAUCAAACUUAAGUUCUCAAGCAGCAUUUUUCAUAUGCUAUCUGUAAAGUUUGAUUGUUGAUGGAAAUUUGUUUGGUCAGUUUGUAUGUGUACAGUGAAAUCAGAGUGGAUUUUUACUUAGUAAAAAGAAAAACAUUGAUUUUUAUCCACCCUGAGUGGAAUCAAUGUUUACCAGUAAAAAUGUAAUCCUUCCAAGCCCAGCAACUAGCUUUUAAAUAGCACUUUUCAUUAGUAGAUCUCAAAACACUUUAUAAAGGUCAAUAUCUCCAUGUUACAGAUGGAGGAACUAAAUCAGAGUCAUUUACACAUGCACACACAGAGGCUAAACUGGAACAGAAUCCAGGUAUCCUGAGUCCCAGUCCAGGGCCCUAUCCUCUAGGCUAUUUCCAUAAAGCUCCUUGUGCAGAGAUGCGAUUCCUGGAUAUGUCACUUUAUUCCAGAAUAAUUAGUAUGCUCAAAGUGCACCAACUAUUCUGGAAUAAUGUGUCCACACAGAAAGCUAUUCCAGUCAAUUUCCCCAUGUAGAGAAGUCAUAGUUCUUUGCUGUUAUGGUUGUAAAAAAACCAUAACCUGGAUGUAACUAUACAGUGUACAAGAUAAAUAAUAAUGUGUGACUGAGUUUGUAGGGAGCCUGACAUUUAUAGCUCUGAUGUGUCAACUGCCCCACUUAUUUCAGUGGGUGCUAACUCAGAUACUAAUAACUAAUUAACUGUUGAAAUUUAAAAUAUCUCACUGCUCAGAACAUGUAAGAAUGAGGAGGAAGUAUGCUACUAUCAGAGCUGUCCCUUGGGUAGGGCGAAUCGGGACAACAGCUCCGGGCCCUGCACUUUGGGGGGCCCCCUGCGAUUGGCCGGCGCAAUCAGUCACAGAAGACAAGGUGCAGCAAAUUCCCAGUUCCGGCCAGAGCCCUGAGCCGCUAUGGCCAACAAUAGCUCCGCAGUAGGCACCGGCAACUGCCAGCAGCAGCAGGUGGCCCAGCACCAGGCCGGAUCCGUCCUGCCAUACAAGCUGCUGAUGCAGAGUGGGGCCCCCAAGCCUGCGGGGGUGGAUUUGCAGUGGUGCUAGAACAUUUUUAAUAGUGGCGGUGCUGAAAGCCAUCCACCACCACCACCCUCCAGCUGAGGCAGGGAGCAGAGCCCCAGGCGUGUGAGGCUGGCAGCUGGGAUCCUGGGGGUGCUGCAGCACCCUAUGCACACCUAGUUCCCACCCCUAUGCUGAUUUGUCCUGUGCCCUGCACCCCCCUAGGGAUGGCCCUGGCUACUGUGAUGAUAAACGCAACUUAGGUUAUGUCUGCACUUAAACAGGCCACAAAACUUCAUCCACCCACUCAUAUAAGGGACCACUAGCCUCUGGCUGAGUUACUAAAGUCCUCAAAUCACUGUUUAAAGACUUCAUGUUACAGAGAAUCCACCAUUUACACUAGUUUAAACCUGCAAGUGACCCAGACUCCAGGCUGUAGAGAAUGGCAGAAAAACCGUGGGAUUCCUUUUGCCUAUCUCACCCCUGGGGGAAAUUCCUUUCUGACCCCAAAUGUGGCGAUCAGUUAGACCCUGAGCAUGUCGGCAAGACCCAGCUAGACACCUGUGAAAGAAUGUUUGGUACCAAGUUUUACAGAAAAUCAUAGUGCUGAACUGAUGGAAGCUACUGGCUAAGCACGUGGAAUGGGAGUUUAUUGAAGUGCUAAACCAACUUUUGACAGCUGUAGUCUCUGUUUUCUUCAUUUCAGUUUAUUGAACUAGGUCAGUUCAACGAUGAGUUCAUUGAAAGUUAAGGAACCUUUUCUUUUCCAAUCUAUGAAUAAAAACAAGGCGGGAGGAUAAGAUCUAGUUCUAAAAUCUUGAAGGACAUAGUGACCAGAAACAAUCAGUUUAAUUCAUUAACUACAGAUAGUUCUUCCUUUAUUUAAUAAAUAAGUUUUCAAUGCAAAACAGUUUUGAUGAAAAAUUUCGUUGUGUCCUGAACACUUACGGUAGUUUUAUUUAAUAAAAACAUGUAAAAUGCUGGGUUUGUGCAUUUUUAAUUGUAUUGAAUUUCCAUCCAAAUAGAACUUGACACAAUCACAAGUAAAAAUGUAUCAUCUAGUAAAUAAGAAAUGCAUCAUUCACCAUUUUCUGACAUAAUAAAUGUAAAAAUUAAGCUCUAUAAUUGCUUAAAUAAAUGCAUAUAGAUAUAGUGAAUCCUCCCGGUUAGCAAAAAGAAGUACCAAAUUUAAUGUGAAGGCUGUAUUUAGUUGCAAAUCAACAUGUUUUAAUGGUUACCAACCAUUGAGAAUCAACUUUCUUUAGGAAAAUAACUAAAGUACAAAUACAAAUAUGAUUUAAAAAUUUGUGAUCUAAAUCAAUCCAUUGUGGUAGGGCUCCGUGUGAGUGCAGGAAGGAGUAUGCUUGUGGUAAGCCUGUUGCAGUAUUGGGACCACAUUGGUUAAAAUACUUGCAAGCAGAUCUGUGCUAGGAUUCCUGUCAUUGCUAAGCCUCACCUAUAAGAGCAAUGGUGGGACACCUUAAUGCAAAAAAGCAGAAUCUUGUACAGAGAAGACCCUUGGCCUAAAUGAUUCUUCCCAUUAUCCACUUAAACUCUGCUGCCUUUUUAAACCUCUUAUAGGGACGCACUUGUCUCUUAUAGCUGGCCUAAUCACAGACUUGAACUGAAAUAACUACAUUGGUUUUAAUUCACACCUUAAAUUAAAUUAAAUUUGAAAUGAGAGAGUUCAUGCAUAGACUGGCCCUGAAAUAACUAAAGGUGUGAAUUAUAAUAGAUGUAAUAGUUGAACAUCACUAACACCUGCAACUAAAUCCAAUCUCUUAACUUCUCUUCAGUGCCUAAUCCAGGGAAAAAGGUAAAUUACUUUUAACACUACUCAAAAUUACUUUGAAUUCCUUUUAACUACUAUUUGACUGACAUUUCUGUAGGCUACAACACGCUACAGUGCAUACACAGUUAUGCAAAUCAGCCUGCCAGUGCUUCCAGGUUUAUUUAACUGACGUCCUAUUUUUCGUAAUCUUUUUUUAUUUUGAUUUAAAGCAGCCAGUCCUGGGUAUGUAUGUUUGCAUUCCUGCAGAUGUAAAUGCCACCAGUCUGUAUCCUCAGCAGUAUUAACGAAUGGCAUUUUGUGCGUGUGUGUGCUCAUGUGGGGCUAUUUUAUAGAAAAGCAGAAGAAUAUCUGCGACUGUCCCAGGUGAAGUGCACAGGAUUAUUGGCUCAGAUGACAGCAACAAGCAAUGCGGUGAUGUGCCUGGACCUAGCAGCUGGCUAUAUGCAACACCCAGUGGACAAAAGCUACUUAGUUAAACUCUCCGGUUUGAACAAGAGGACUUACCAGAGCUGUCUGAAGUCUUUUGAGUGUUUGCUAGGUUUGAACUCUAAUCUGGGAAUCCGAGAUUUGGCUGUACAGUUCUGCUGCAUGGAGGCAGUGAACACCGCUUCAAAAAUAUUACAAAGGUAUGAAUCCAGUCUCUCUGAAAUGCAGCAGAUGGAUCUUGAUUUAUCAAAACCCUUGUUCACAACAGCUGCAUUGUUCACAGCCUGCAGGUGCUUGAAACUAAAAGUGGAUAAGAAGAAAAUGGUGGAUACCUCUGGGGUGAAGAAGGCAAUAUUUGAUCGGCUCUGCAGCCAGCUGGAGACAAUUGGCCAGCAGAUCAGCAGAGACUGUGCUUCACUGACACCUCAGCCAACCCAAAGCCAAAAGACUUUGCUUGAAUGCAUUGAAAAGGAAGAAGAACAUGAGGAUGAAGUUGAGACCCCUCGCAAGCGGCAGAAAAGUGAAACCGAAGCAAAACAAGAUUAUGAAGAAUGGAAACAGAGAAUCCUGGAAAAUGCUACUAAGGCAAAAGGGGCCAAUGUCUGACUUCAGUCUCUGGAGUGCCACCAAACACUGUCACUGCCUCUGGUUUAUAAUUUUAAAUCCCCCUUCACACUAGUGCAACUUGGUAGCAAGUGAAUUUAUGGAUGGUAACCAGCAAUUCUUAUUUAUUUGACUGGCAAGAUUUUAAAUUGUUAAGCCUGUCAUUUUACUAAGUGGGACCAGCAUUAUUGUGACACGCUAUUACUACACAGUUGGCCAAAGUUUGAAAAUUGACCCUGUGAUGCCUUCCCCUCGGACCAGUGCAGACCUCAGCUCUAGGACAUGGAUAGCCUUGCUACUUUUAAGCAACAAACAGGCCAAAUAAUGGUGCGGUAUUAAGUGAUCUCUGAGAAGGUUGCACACUCUUGUAUUCCACAUUGAAGCUUAAGUCAUGGUUACUAAGCUAUAUGGAAAGGGUCCGUCCAUGAGGAAACAAUUUGUGUCAUCGGCAAAACAAAACUGAGGAAUUGAGACUGUUAAAACUUUUUUAUAGCCAUAAUAUCUGAUUAAAUAAAUUUUCUGCUGUGUAUGUGGGACCUAAAUGCUUUUAGAAAGCAAUAAAGAUUCUUUUU